GGCAGCUAUUCUGGAAAUACCCACUACGUUUUGGCACGGCUAUAUACUUUGCAUAUAGAGACAUCUAUCUGAAAUCAAUUCUCUACUUUGAUCUUCUCAAGGUUCCUAUCAACACACUUAUAAAGCAAGCCAUGCCGAUGCGAUCUUGAUUACUCCGUCCCACUCGCUCAAUUCCGACACAUUCAACGCAACAAAUGACGGACCCAGUGCCCGAGACCAAACGACUUCACAUCACCCCUUUCAACGCAGAACUCCUUCCCUCCGUUCUACCACCAGCCGUUCGACCCGUAGCCACGGAGAUAUCCUUUCAUUGUAUCCCGACUUUCCCCGAAAACAAUUACGGCUACGUGACGCUGCCAGCAAUGGAGGCGGAGAGAAUCAAAAAGAAGCUCAAUGGUUCUAUUCUGAAAGGUCGCAAAUUCAAGGUUGAUACGGCUCGCCCACCAAAAAAGCAAAGCAAUGAAGAUGAAACGUCCAACAAGGUUGCCUCAAGGCCCCUAUCAGACAAGAAGGUCAAGAAGCGAAAGGCAAUGGAAGAAACACUCGAAGGGUAUGAAAUUCCAGUUGACCGCAAAGUGAAGCGAGGCUGGACGGAGUCGGCAGACGCCAAACAGGACAGGCGCAAAGCAGAGAAAAGAAAUAAGAAGGGCAAGGAGGGGAAGGAGGGGAAGUCAGCCAAGUCACAGGCAAAGUCUAAGUAUACCGAAAAGGAAGAAUGCUUGUUUCGCACGAAACUUCCUCCUAACCGGGUGGUGUCAUCACCAGACAAAAAGCAGGAGAAACAGUCGAAGAAGAAGAAGUCUACCCAAGAGACUGUUGUUCAUGAGUUCUCUAGAACGAUCAAACAUCCUAGCUUCUUGCGGUCUGGACACGAUGAAUUAGCGGACACAGUGACAUUCGUUGAAGGCACGGGCUGGGUGGACAAAACCGGAAAUGUGAAAGAGCCUGUCAGUGAUCGGAUCAAGACAGACCAGUAUAGGCCGGGAUGCAUUCCAGGGGCCAAAGAGAAGCCACGAGCCGCUAAGGAGGAUAGCACCGCAGCCUUCCGAAAGCCAGAAGACAAGCAAACAAUUAUCGCCGAAGAAGCGGGUUCGACCGAUGAAUCAGAGGAUUGGACUUCAUCUAGCGGUGCGACCUCGUCCGAAGAAGACUCUUCGCCCGAAGAGGAUUCCGAAGAAUCUGAGAGUGACGAUUCUGCCUCAUCAAGCUCUUUUGACCCACCAGAUGACCCGAUCGCUGACAAAGGGAGAAACUUGUCGCAGUCAUGCCAGGCAGAUUCGGGAGGGACUCUGGCAGGGUCACACUCAUCAGGGCAUCAAUCUUUUCCUUUUGUUAAUAUUGAUCGGGCAGCGUCCACUCAGGAUGUUCAUCCCUUAGAGGCUCUAUUUAAGAGACCAGCGCCUGGCACAUCUGGCGAGACCUCUACUUUAGAGAAACCGCAGUUCAGCUUCUUCGGGGGGCACGACGACAAUGAACCGGAGGAAGAGACGGAAGCCCAAUUUGCAGCACCACUUACGCCUUUCACAAAGAGGGACCUCAGAGAUCGCGGAUCAAGAAGCGCGGCCCCAACACCUGAUACGGCAUUAGUCGCUCGAACUAUCGAUUGGAAUAAGCAGGAGCAGCCCCGGGCAAUGGGUAUAGACGAUGACGAUUACGUUACUACCCCAGUUUCAAAGUUCGUAUCUGAGCCCCAAGAGGACUCGGACUUCGUUAAAUGGUUCUGGGGAAACCGGGGAGACAAUAAUCGCGCUUGGAAGAGAAGACGCCGCGAGGCUGCCAAAGAGCAAAGGCAGCGUGAAAACCGGAGCAAGGGCAUGAAAGGCAAAUCUUAG
This is a messenger RNA of Aspergillus homomorphus CBS 101889, 1832 nucleotides long. RefSeq lists its product as uncharacterized. The record is from RefSeq and is a predicted model, not a curated record. The coding region runs from base 195 to 1832 and encodes 545 amino acids. Lineage: Eukaryota; Fungi; Ascomycota; Eurotiomycetes; Eurotiales; Aspergillaceae. The transcript has a single exon.